Molecule: messenger RNA, 3018 nt
Organism: Sceloporus undulatus (fence lizard)
Lineage: Eukaryota; Metazoa; Chordata; Lepidosauria; Squamata; Phrynosomatidae
Gene: UMAD1
Product: UBAP1-MVB12-associated (UMA) domain containing 1
Exons: 4
Coding region: 109-528 (139 amino acids)
Source: RefSeq, a predicted model, not a curated record
UGUGUUGCCUUUUGCCCCGGAAGUGAAGCUGUUCGUUGGUUGUUGUGGAGAAAGGAUAGUGGCUGCCGUUGUCCUCAGAGGGAACUCCUAUACUUACAUUUCAAAGAGAUGUUAAGCUUCUUCCGAAAAAAUCAGGAUCCCAAGAAGGUACCGGUGACAGAAAGAGAAGCAGAUGGAUUCAUCCUUCUGGGCAGUACAGUUAAUGAAGAAAGAAAUGACUCUGCAGUUAAAGCUUCAUUGUACAUGACUGGAUCUGAGAGUGAUCAGACUUCACAGACAAAUUCUGAAAACCGAUCAAAAUUGACAGGAACUGAGGUGGGCACAGGAAAAAAUCAGAAUGUGGAAAGCAGUUCUUCUAUGCUGGAAGUUCUCAGUGAUGUACCUUUCACUCUUGCGCCACAUGUGCUGGCAGUACAAGAUACCUGCAAUGACCUCUCCAGACAUUUGCUCUCUUGUGAUGUCAAUGACAAUCUAACAAGAUUUUGGUAUGAUUUUACACUGGAAAAUUCAGUGUUGUGUGAAUCAUAGUUGAAUUACUUAAACAUGCACUGUGAUCACUUGAAGUAAUAUGUGCAGCUGUUAUGUGUUAAAUAACCCUCCUUCUCUAUGAUGUACCAUCAGAAUAAUGUCUAGUUAAAGAUUAACAUUUCCCAUCCUUUUGUGAUGCACUUUACAAUGUUGUGAAGUACCUAAACUGGCAACUCUUUUACAACAAACUUGACUAUAAUUUGAACUCCUUUGAAGCAAUCUAGCAGUGAUUCUCUUGCAUUUUAAAAAGGCUAUCCCAUUGGUCGCAUUAGUUUAUAGCAGCAGCACUCAACCUUUUUACCCAGGAGGAACCCUUCAAAUAAUUUUGCAGCAUCAAGAGAAUCCCUGCAUAAAAAUGAUUGUUAUCUAUAGCUCAAUUUGGCCAAGAUUAUACAUCACAGUCUGAUUUUCAUAACUUUACAAAUCCAUAAGAACACUGCAAACAUGCAAUGAAACUCUGCUAGUAAAUUGUGAAGAUGUUUAUCUGGGUAGCAGCAGGAAAGUUCCAAUGUGCACUUGGUACUUCUGAUAUGCAUUAAGGGCUCUCAUUGUGUCCUGGGACUUCCUAGAUGGUAGAGCACUCUAUUGCACCUUAGUGUGUAUUCUUUACCAGCCCAUAAUGCCUCAGUCACUGCACUACCUACCAUUGUGCAACAUACACCUGCAAGUUUUAACAUCAUGACAGCCAUUAGGUGAAUAUAGGCAUUGUGAAACUACUUGAAUCGGUUUUGAGCACCUGUAAGAGCAUUUAUGAAGACACACCGUAACCCCCAAGUGAAUGGCAGACUUAUGUUGUUGUUUUUAGUCAUUAUCUUUCACAGAACCCCUGGCGACACCUGGCAGAACGCUGGAGUUCCAGGUUGCUUGAGUAACCUUGGUUUAGAGUUUAUAUUUUCAGGAGAGAGAUCACAUAUUACAUUAGUCUCACUUGCACUUUAAUUUUAUAAAUUGGCAGUGUAUAUGUGAUGAUGAAUAAAUUGGUAAUUUUUGUUACAAUAGCCUUGAAAUAUUGUUAAGUGGGAGUAAUCUUGAAGAAUAAUCUGCGGUUCCCUAUACAACUGAUUUUUUACAUCUGCAGUGCAAUAUGUGUUACUGCCAUGUUACUUCCUCUGGUCUUGAGGUUUUCAGAUUGUUUCAUGGAGACUUCAGCAGUUUUUCAUUUGCUGCUUAUUCUCAUUUCUACAUAUGUUCAUGGUCUAUAUAUAUAUAUAUGUUAAUUAGUUUUUUCAUUGCAAACCUCCAUAGCCACUAGAAACAUUGAAAUCUGUGUAUGUAUUGGUUACCACUUUUCCUUUUUCAGUGUGUAUGAAUGAAAGAUGAAAAAACUGAUUUAGCUAUUUAGGAUUUACCUGUUGGAAAACAUCAAAUAAUUUAAUGUCUAACUAAUUUAGAUGGUGUCAUAUCCAAACAUUUAUUUCAUGUCUUCAUUUCAAUUAACCCCUAGCUGAACUUUUCUUAUUAUUGUGAAGUUUAUUAAUAAUUAUUUGUUUUGUGCAAGAUUUAUUUAUUUUCUUUUUACAAAGAGUGAGAUGGGGAAAGGAUAUACUUCUGGUAUGCCAAAGAUAAGACUCUUAGAGGAAAUGGGCAACUUGGACAUUUAAAAGCUUAAGAGUUUUGUUCCACAUUAAUAAUCUUUAGUUUCAGUAUAUGGUAAUAAAUGUAACAGAUAUAUUCACUUCAGUUGCUGGUGUGUGCAUAUUUUUCUCAUGUGAAAACUUAAGAUUUUAUUUUGAAAAACGUGAAGCCUAUGUAAUAUAUUUGUUAAAACUAUGAUUAAAUGUGCAUUCCCUUUCAUUAAUAGAGUUGUUGCAUGUAAGGUUCUUUUCUAUGUAUAUUUGAAACACAAGCCUGUGUUUUAAUAAAAUUAAAUGGGAGAUGAUUGGUUUUUAUUAAAUGAAACUGAUCUCUUGAAUAAUCUAAUAUGUUUUUAAUUCUGCUUAAUAAUGCAUGUGUAGCAGCAGCAGAACUGGAAAAGGUAUAUUAUGAUAUCUUGUUAUUUACCAGAGGAAGGAAACAAACAUAUUAUAAGGCAAUUAGAAUCUGUUCUGCAUUUCCUGGCAAGUGAGAGCUUAAUCUCUCCUCAUAUGUGUUGUAUAUUUGAAUUAAUUAAUUGGAUUUACCAUUAAAUUAAUCAUUUACAGUUUGACCUCUUCAAUAGUGAUACUUCUACUAUUACUAGUUUUAACCCAGAAAUAUUUCCCUAUUAUUAUUGUGUCAAACAUUAUUUUGUAUCUUAUGUAUUUAUACACACACACACACACAGACUAUAAAUGCCCACACACAAAACUUUCUAUAAUAUAUAAUUUUCAUUAUAGAUAACAGUAAUUUUCAUAGCAUAGGAUUGUAUUCUGGCUCCUGUAAAAAUGAAUUUGUACUACGGGUGGUUAAGUUGCUUGUUGUGAAAUGCAUUACUAGUGUAUUUUGUAAGAAUAUUACAUAAAUGUAAAUACAGUAAUAUAAUAAAUAAUACAAUAAAAUGAACAAUGUCAA